Balaenoptera acutorostrata (minke whale) is the source of this 1241-nucleotide messenger RNA. RefSeq names its product cyclin-Y-like protein 1. Lineage: Eukaryota; Metazoa; Chordata; Mammalia; Artiodactyla; Balaenopteridae. Gene Ontology annotation, molecular function: protein kinase binding; cyclin-dependent protein serine/threonine kinase activator activity. The record is from RefSeq and is a predicted model, not a curated record. The coding region runs from base 273 to 1241 and encodes 322 amino acids. The transcript is spliced from 10 exons. Gene Ontology annotation, cellular component: plasma membrane. Gene Ontology annotation, biological process: regulation of cyclin-dependent protein serine/threonine kinase activity; regulation of canonical Wnt signaling pathway.
UCUGUUCUUUUUUUUUUUUUUUUUAUACAAACAAUUGAAACAACAGGAAUUUAUUCACUUAUAAAACUGGAAAGUCUUAGGCAUGACUUCAUCCAGGGCUACAGUCAAGAAUCUCAGUUCUCCCCCAAACCAGUUAAUGUGGCUGAGUCAUAUGCUGGGCACAGAGUUCCUAAGAUUCGGUUACGAGGUGCAACACUUUUAAGCACCGUGAGUGGGGUGGUGAACGCUCCCCUCAGUGACCAGCUGAACCUCGGAGGCAUUUUGCAGAGAGUAUGCUUUUUUGUAACUUCUCUUUUCUGCUUUGUCUUAGCUGUGGCCAUUCCAGGCCCACCCGGCCCUCCAGGACAGCCAGGGCUUCCCGGAUCCAGGAACCUGACUUAGCUUUGGAACCAAACCCUUCUGACCACCCAAGAGCAAGCACAAUCUUUCUGAGCAAAUCUCAAACAGCUGUGCGGCAAAAGCGGAAGAGCAACCAUUUAAACCAUGUAUCUCCAGGGCAGCUUACUAAAAAGUAUAACUCAUGCUCAACAAUAUUUCUAGAUGACAGCAUAGUCAGCCAGCCUAAUCUUAGAACCACAAUAAAACGUAUGACCUUAGCAAUAUAUUACCACAUAAAGAACAGAGCUGCAGAUAGAUCCUUGGAUAUUUUUGAUGAGAGAUUACAUCCACUCACACGAGAAAAGAUUCCAGAGGAAUACUUCGAGCAUGAUCCUGAACACGAAUUCAUUUACAGAUUUGUUCGUACUCUUUUUAGUGCCGCACUGCUAACUGCUGAAUGUGCAGUAGUAACUUUGGUUUACUUAGAAAGGCUUUUAACUUAUGCUGAGAUCGACAUGUGCCCCACUAACUGGAAAAGAAUUGUUUUGGGAGCCAUUCUUCUUGCCUCCAAGCUUUGGGACGAUCAGGCUGUAUGGGAUGUGGACUACUGCCAGAUCCUCGAGGACGUUACAGUUGAGGACAUGAAUGAGAUGGAAAGGCACUGCCUGGAGCUACUUCAUUUUAAUAUUAAUGUUCCUUUCAGUGUGUAUGCCAAAUACUACUUUGACCUUCGCUCCUUAGCAGAUGACAACAACCUGAAUGUUCUAUUCACUCCUCUUAGCGAAGAAAGAGCACAGAACUUAAAGGCCAUUUCCAGAUUGUGUGACGACGAAUACAAAGACGUGUGUAGAGCUGCUAUGAGAAGGUCUUUCAGUGCUGAUAAUUUCAUUGGUAUUCAGCGCUCCAAUGCCAUCCUCUCUUAA